CUGCAUUAGGAACAGACAGACACGAACCUGACCGCAGGACGAUGGCGUUAACGGGGCUGCUGCUGCUGGAGUUGGGUCUGUACGCCUGCUGCUUCGUCUGUGGGAUUGUUGCCGCCGCAUCCGUCACCAUUGUCCAGGGUAAUUUUGGAGGUCGGUGCAUGCUGUAUGGACUCGUCAACUACAAUGCUACAGCAAGCCUCAUUGAUAUCAAGUCCUCCAGCUCCUCCUCUCUGUGCUACUUUGUGUCUGCCAUAUCAGUCCUGGUGGCAGUGGUGUGUUUCUCACUGUCUCUGUACUGGCUGUACUCCUUCUGCAUCGAAGGGGAAAUCAAAAGGGAGCGCUUGGGGAUGAACCUGAUUAUAGCUGCGAGUGGCUUCUUCCUGUUCUUCCUGCUCAUCUCGGGGUGCAUGUUGAAGAUCGGACGCGACUCGCUCUGCAAGUCGGUCAUAGAGAGCGUUCCCAACAUCACAAGAUGUGAAGAUGCCCAGGCCAAGAAUUGGGUCAGCCCACUUAAAGGGGAAAGGUUCUACAACAGUCUAUAUAAAGCUGAGACGGCAGUGUGGGUCAACUUCUUCUUCUGGCUUAUCAUCGGGGUUCUGGUGCUCGUCCAGAGGCGUCAGAGCUCAGGGUCAAAGUUGAUUCCAGGAGGGUAUGGAGGGUACGGUGGGCCGGCCGGGGGGCUUUUUGGUGACGCGGGGGUGACGGCUGCAGAGACUGAGCCAUUUUUCAACCGUCCCGCAAGACCACAGUGAGGACGGGCGUGGAAGAUGACUUACAGAAACACGUACAUUAGCACAACAUGAUUAUGUGGGAGUAGAUGUGGAAAACAGGUAGACACAUUCAGUGUUCAUAUUUGUCACAGUUAUUUAUUGUGUUUAACUUUAUUUGCUCCCGAGUGUUGUGAUACAAUAGAAGCAUUGCGCGUCGACGAGGAUGGGAUUCGAACCCACGCGUGCAGAGCACAAUGGAUUAGCAGUCCAUCGCCUUAACCACUCGGCCACCUCGUCAAGCUGGUGUCCCUCACUAAAAACAACAAUGUUGUCAAGCCUUUCUGUCAGGGCAUAUCUGCCACAGACUGCCACUUUAACUGCUGAUAAGAACAUUUACCUGUUUCCCACAUGUACUCACAAAAGCCACUUCAAAUGUCUGACCACUGGAUCACACAGAAAUAUAUCUAUUUGUUUACAUAACAAGAAGCAGGACAAUGUUUAUUGCAGGCAUUCAUUUUUUAUAUCAGUGUGCUACAAUUUUGGAUUUUUGAUUUGACUGGCAGAUGUGUCCUAUGUUAAAAACAUUUUCACUCAUUUUACAAAUAUUAACACAGCCCUCAAAAGCCUAAAGUCUUUUUUUUUUUUUUUUUUUGAAAAGUUCCACUCUGUGCCCACUAAUUUUAUUUCUAUGAGUUGCCUCUGUUCUUUAUUUAUAAUUAAUUAUUUUAUGUGACAUUGAGGCUGAUUGUCGUUUCUGUUCAUUUUGUCUGGAAAUGUUUGCCAUGUGAUCUUGGAUAGUCCAGUCUGUCACACUAUGUGAACAUAACCACUGCUUAUAGAAAGACUUGCUAUGGCUCAAAACAACCACAGUAACCUUAUAUUAAAUUAUGCAACACAUAAAUGGAUUUUUACUUUUAGGUAUGAUAUUUGCUCCCACCAUAACUUUUACAUCUAAUAUCCUGUCUAGGUGCUCAUCAACAGUGAUACUGUGUUUGGGAUAUUGCACCUUAGGAGUUAAUGUACCUUAAAUGUCUGUAUGUCAAGAUCUCAGCCACUUGGUUUGUAGUGAUGACACGUGGUGUGCUCCUUUUUGAACCAAUAAACCAAAGAGUUAAAACACAAAGA
Epinephelus lanceolatus (giant grouper) is the source of this 1835-nucleotide messenger RNA. RefSeq names its product transmembrane protein 179Ba (gene tmem179ba). Lineage: Eukaryota; Metazoa; Chordata; Actinopteri; Perciformes; Serranidae. The record is from RefSeq and is a predicted model, not a curated record.